Molecule: messenger RNA, 1652 nt
Organism: Sinocyclocheilus rhinocerous
Lineage: Eukaryota; Metazoa; Chordata; Actinopteri; Cypriniformes; Cyprinidae
Product: gastrula zinc finger protein XlCGF8.2DB-like
Exons: 3
Coding region: 136-1353 (405 amino acids)
Biological process (GO): regulation of transcription by RNA polymerase II
Molecular function (GO): DNA-binding transcription factor activity; RNA polymerase II cis-regulatory region sequence-specific DNA binding
Source: RefSeq, a predicted model, not a curated record
GGUGUUGUGACGUCAUAAAGCUGCGCCGCGGUCCUGCAUCUGUUGUGAUUCGGCUGAAGAAAGGACAAAGUGUCCACAUGCACAGAAAAACUCCUGUUUAAGAAGCUGAGAUCCACGUGACAUGCGUAUAUAAAGAUGGAGUUUAUUAAAGAGGAGAGUGAAGACAUGAAGAUUGAAGAAACAUUCAGAGUCAAACAAGAAGAUACUGAGACACAAACAAAGAUGGUGUAUAUUAAAGAGGAGAAUGAAGACAUGAAGAGUGAAGAAGCGUUCAGAGUCAAACAUGAAGAUACUGAGGAACAAACAAAGAUGGCAUUUAUUAAAGAGGAGAGUGAAGACAUGAAGAUUGAAGAAGCAUUCAGAGUCAAACAAGAAGAUACUGAGACACAAACAAAGAUGGUGUUUAUUAAAGAGGAGAAUGAAGACAUGAAGAGUGAAGAAGCGUUCAGAGUCAAACAUGAAGAUACUGAGGAACAAACAGACCUGAUGGCACUGAAAGAGGAGAGGGAAGUACUGAAUGAAACUGAAGAGAAAGAUCAGUAUGAGAAUCAAAAUGGAAACCUUGACAUCCACAGCCUUUUUACCUGCCAACAGUGUGGAAACAGUUUCACUUAUAAAGGAAGCCUUAAGACGCACAUGAGAGUUCACACUGGAGAGAAGCCUUACACAUGCUCUCAUUGUGGAAAGAGUUUCAGGUUUCAUGGAAACCUUAAAGUCCACAUGAGAGUUCACACUGGAGAUAAGCCUUACACAUGCUAUCGGUGUAGAAAAAGUUUCAAUCAACAAGGAAGCUUUAAAAGGCACAUGAGAAUUCACAAUAGAGAGAAGCCUAACAGAUCUGCUCGGUGUGGAAAGAGUUUCAAUCAAAAAGGAAACCUUGACGUCCACUUGAGAAUUCACACUAUGGAGGGGCUUUUUCCCUGCCAACAGUGUGGAAAGAGUUUCACUCAUAAAGGAAGCCUUAACAGGCACAUGACAGUUCACACUGGAGAGAAACCUUUCACAUGCUAUCAGUGUGGAAAGAGUUUCAGUCAUCCUGGAAACCUUAAAAUCCACAUGAAUAUUCACACUGGAGAGAAAUCUUUCACCUGCAAACAGUGUGGAAAAAGUUUUAACAAAAAAGGAAACCUUAAUUACCACAUUAGAGUUCACACUGGAAAGAAGCCCUUCAUCUGCCCUCUGUGUAGAAAAUUUUUCAAGCGAAAACGAAACCUUAAAGUUCACAUGAAAAUUCACACUGAAGAGAAGCUUUACACAUGCCCUCGGUGUGGAAAGAGUUUCAGGCAAAAACGAUACCUUGAAGCCCACAUGAGAAGAAUUCACACUGGAGAGAAACUUCAACUGAAAAGGUAAUCUUAAGUACCACAUGAAGAUUUACUCAAGAGGGACCUGUUUGAAUGUCAUCAGUGUGGAAUGAGUUUUACAGACAAGAAAAACCUAGGAAUCAUUCCGGGACAUCGUAGAGAAGCCUGUCAUGUGCCAUCACUGUGGAAAGACUUCCAGAAACAAAGCAAAUCUUGAGUUUCACAUAAGCUGGAUGAUGCAUACCAUCUUCCGUAGAGCUGCUUUACAGCUGAAUCCCAUCGUGCAACACUGACAUUGGUACCUAACUGAUUUCAGUCAACUCUUAACUGGUUCUAAUUGAAUAACUA